AUGAGUUCACGUCGUAGAUCAAUGGAAGAACCAUUAUUGGUUCCCAAGACAGCUAUUACUAUUCCAAAUGGUAGGAGAUCUUCUGCCUUAGUCGCCGGAUCAUUGCAGGGCAGGAAGACUUCCUUAUCAAGAUCAAUUCCAGUGGCACAAGGAUCCAAACUGGGUAAAAGCAUUGAUUCUCAUGCGAUGAUCGAUAUUGAUUCGCCAAAUUUUAAGAUUGAGCAUCCAGAGAAGAAUGAAGAGAUCCUUAACAGCUUUAGAAAGAACUAUUUGACAAAUAAUAUGGGAAAGGAUUCAAGAACAAGUACCAGGAGUCAAUCUGCCACUAGUGGUACUGUUGUGAUGGAUCACAGGAGUAAUCAUUCUAAUUCAGAUACUGAAUCUGUUGGUAAGAGUCAAGAUGGGAAACUUUCAUGCGCAGGAGGUGAUAUCGUUAGAGACAUUUACAAAUUGGCCAAUAAAGACUGUGAUAAGACUUCGAAAGGUGCAAAGUCAAUGGAAGAUGUACCCUUGGAAUCGGAGCGCCAAAGAAGACAGUCAACCGCUAGCGGUCUUAACGUUCCUGGUGGAUUUAGAAGAGAAUUUAUUGUUAACAAGAUGAGACAACAACAGCAGCAACCAAGGGACUAUGGUUCUCAACCCAAUUCUUCAAUGAGCUCCCCAAUUGAAGAUUUGGAAGAUGGGCUCGCUGGUGAGAACGAUAUUGAUCAAAUUCCUUUUUUGACGAGAAACUUUUUGGAAUUUCUAUACGUUUAUGGUCAUUUUGCUGGUGAAUCCUUUGAAGAUGACUUCUUGCCAGAAGACGUAAAGUUACCCAAAAAUAUGGGGGAGAGAGCUUCCUUACUUUUGGAGGAAAAUGGCCAUGCUGCUACCUCUGCUACCGCGGCUGUUAAAGUUGGUAUUACGCCAACUUCAAAAGCAUUUUUGUUGUUAUUGAAAUCAUUCAUUGGUACUGGUGUCCUUUUCCUACCACAUGCCUUUUCUAACGGUGGGUUAUUCUUCAGUAUAGUCAUGUUGUUAUUUUUUGGAUUAUAUUCGUUUUGGUGUUAUUAUAUUUUGAUCAGAGCCAAGGAGGUCGUUGGUGUAACUUCCUUUGGUGACAUUGGAUUGCGGUUGUACGGCCCGUGGGUUAAAUUCAUUAUUUUGUUUUCAUUAGUAUUCACACAAUUAGGAUUUUCUGGUGCUUAUGUGAUCUUUACCGCUGAAAACUUAAAGGCAUUCUGUUCCAACGUAUUGCAUUUUAGUGAGAAUAUACCCAUCCUCUAUUUCAUGUUAGCACAGUUCGCAAUCUUUAUCCCACUUUCAUUCAUUAGAAACGUUUCCAAAUUGUCACUACCUUCUCUAUUGGCCAACUUUUUUGUCAUGGGUGGUCUAGUCAUUGUUUUAUUCUUCAGUCUCAAGCAGUUGGCAUUAGAAUCUCAUAUGAAACCAGCAGAAGGUGUUGUUCUUCUAUUUAAUACAAACCGUUGGACAAUGUUUAUUGGUACUGCCAUUUUUGCAUUUGAAGGUAUUGGGCUUGUAAUCCCAGUACAAGAUUCCAUGCGGCAUCCAGAGAAAUUCCCGCUGGUCCUUGGUAUGGUUAUUAUAACUUCUACGGUCCUUUUCAUUACUAUUGGUUCCAUCGGAUAUUUGGCUUACGGUUACAAGAUUAAGACAGUAAUCCUGUUAAAUUUACCACAGGCGAAUAUUUCUGUUAAUUUAAUUCAAUUUUUCUAUUCAUUGGCAAUUAUGUUGUCUACGCCUUUGCAAUUGUUCCCUGCCAUUAAGAUUAUUGAGAAUAAAGUUUUCCCUAAAUUUAUCAAGAUUUAUGUGAAAAAAGAUGAUAAUACUACAGGUGUUGAAAUGAGACCUAAUUCAGGUAAACUUAACUGGAAAGUCAAAUGGUUGAAGAAUUUUGUUAGAUCAUUAAUUGUUGGGUCAGUCAUUCUAAUGGCAUAUUUCGGAGCUGAUCAAUUGGAUAAAUUCGUAGCAUUGAUUGGAUCAUUUGCCUGUAUUCCACUAGUUUACAUGUAUCCACCGAUGCUUCAUUUGCGUUCUUGCAGCUUACCCAAUCAUAAAGGUGGGAGGAUUAACUGGUCCGCUGGAUUGGACUACGUUUUAAUUAUCUUUGGUGCCAUUAGCAUGAUUUACACAUCUUAUCAAAGUGUCACCCAAUGA
Messenger RNA from Zygosaccharomyces rouxii, 2157 nucleotides. It is a transcript of the gene AVT4, whose product is annotated as Avt4p. Bases 1 to 2157 code for a protein of 718 amino acids. The transcript has a single exon. Gene Ontology annotation, molecular function: amino acid transmembrane transporter activity. NCBI's taxonomy places the organism in Eukaryota, Fungi, Ascomycota, Saccharomycetes, Saccharomycetales, Saccharomycetaceae. The record is from RefSeq and is a predicted model, not a curated record. Gene Ontology annotation, biological process: amino acid transmembrane transport.